Saimiri boliviensis boliviensis (Bolivian squirrel monkey) is the source of this 3937-nucleotide messenger RNA. RefSeq names its product serrate, RNA effector molecule (gene SRRT). Gene Ontology annotation, molecular function: nucleic acid binding. NCBI's taxonomy places the organism in Eukaryota, Metazoa, Chordata, Mammalia, Primates, Cebidae. The record is from RefSeq and is a predicted model, not a curated record. Gene Ontology annotation, biological process: mRNA processing; primary miRNA processing. Gene Ontology annotation, cellular component: nuclear body.
GCCUCCCCAGUAGCUAGGACCACAGGGAGAUCCCACCAAGUUCAGUUAUUUUUUGUGUGGAGAUGGGGUCUUGCUUUGUUGCCCAGGUUAGUCCUGAACUCCUGGGCUCAAGUCUUCCCUCAUCAACAUUCCCACGUUCUGGGAUUGCAGGUAUGAGCCACUGUGCCUGGCCCUAACUAUUCUGUAAAAAUGGGGGACUUGCCAUGUUGCCCAAGCAGGUCUCCCGACUCAAGCGAUCCUCCCACCUCGGCCUCCCAAAGUGCUGGGUUUGCAGGCGUGAGGCACCUCAGCUGGGCUUCCUAGGAAGUCUUACACUCAAUUCACUGAGAGGGGACUUGAAUCUGGGCGGUCCAUACUCUGUUGUUUAGGGCGUUAACUUACAGCCUAUCUCAUCCAACUACUGAGUGGGGUUAAAACUGAUUAUCUGCCACUUUUACUUAAACAUGGGGCGUGUUUGUGGAGGAAGAGCAGAAACGACGGACUUUGCAGAUAGUGCCCACUGUGGCAUCCAAUUUUGGCUGGAUCUUUGGAGCAGAAAAUGGUGGGAAACAAUGCUUUAAAAUGGUCGCUUCCAUCUUUCGUCCCCUAAACGCCCGCGCUUCCCAAGCCCACGGCUUGCCCAAGGAGGGGACGAAACUACCCCCGGCGAGGUCAGGAGGCCCGUCAGGGCACCACGGCUGGAUAAGAAAUGGCUUAGACCCCCGACACAUCAGGGGUCGCGCGAUCGUCCACUUCGGCCCUCGGAAGCCCUCCCUCCGCGCAGGGAGAGCCCCUCCUCUCCCCGCCGAGGCCGCGCUUGGUCCAGCCGGCUUCCCGUAGUUCCUCACGCUCAAGCCGUUCUCGUCUCGAAAAGCCGCGCGAGACUUGUAAGAGUCCGCCCCUUUCCCAUCACGCCCUGCUCUCCCCGCCAGUCGCGCUCCGUUCGUUAGUUCCAGUUCGGGCCGCGAGAGGGGGAGCUUUGUGCCGGGGAGGCGCGAGUGACGCAGGCGCAGCGCGGGUGGCGCGCGCGACCGUCCAUCCUCGGUUGUUCCACUUUUGUUCUCCUUUCUUUGGCCCUCUCGCCAAGAGCUCCGCGUCUCCCUCUUGCCCUCUUCGCCGUCCUCGUCGCGCGCCCGCGGCCCGGGUCGCCCUGAAAUCUAGCCGGUCAGAGCGCGAGUCCAACAGCCGCGGCAGCUCCCAGGCUGUGCCAUGGGUGACAGUGAUGACGAGUACGAUCGAAGGCGCAGGGACAAGUUCAGAAGAGAGCGGAGCGACUACGACCGUUCCCGCGAGAGAGAUGAAAGACGUCGAGGGGACGAUUGGAAUGACAGAGAGUGGGACCGUGGCCGUGAGCGCCGCAGUCGGGGUGAAUAUCGGGACUAUGACCGGAAUCGGCGUGAGCGCUUCUCGCCACCCCGCCAUGAACUCAGCCCGCCACAGAAGCGCAUGAGGCGAGACUGGGAUGAGCACAGCUCUGACCCAUACCACAGUGGCUAUGAGAUGCCCUAUGCUGGGGGGGGUGGGGGCCCAACUUAUGGCCCCCCUCAGCCCUGGGGCCACCCCGAUGUCCACAUCAUGCAGCACCAUGUCCUGCCGAUCCAGGCUAGGCUGGGCAGCAUCGCAGAGAUAGACCUGGGUGUGCCGCCGCCAGUGAUGAAGACUUUCAAGGAGUUUCUCCUCUCCCUGGAUGAUUCGGUGGAUGAAACGGAGGCCGUCAAGCGCUAUAAUGACUACAAGCUGGAUUUCCGGAGGCAGCAGAUGCAGGAUUUCUUCUUGGCGCACAAAGAUGAGGAGUGGUUUCGGUCUAAGUACCACCCAGAUGAGGUGGGGAAACGUCGGCAGGAGGCCCGGGGAGCCCUGCAAAACCGACUGAGGGUCUUCCUGUCCCUCAUGGAGACUGGCUGGUUUGAUAACCUUCUCUUGGACAUAGACAAAGCUGAUGCCAUUGUCAAGAUGCUGGAUGCAGCCGUGAUUAAGAUGGAAGGAGGCACAGAGAAUGAUCUCCGCAUCCUGGAGCAGGAGGAGGAGGAGGAGCAGGCAGGAAAGCCCGGGGAUCCCGGCAAGAAAGAGGAAGGCCGGGCUGGAGCAGGCCUAGGGGACGGGGAACGCAAAGCCAAUGACAAGGAUGAGAAGAAGGAAGACGGCAAGCAGGCCGAGAAUGACAGUUGUAAUGAUGACAAAACCAAGUCUGAGGGUGACGGAGACAAGGAAGAGAAGAAAGAAGAUUCUGAGAAGGAAGCCAAAAAGAGUAGCAAGAAGCGGAACCGGAAGCACAGUGGGGACGACAGCUUUGACGAGGGCAGUGUGUCGGAGUCCGAGUCGGAGUCUGAGAGCGGCCAGGCUGAGGAGGAGAAGGAGGAGGCCGAAGCAGCGCUCAAGGAGAAAGAGAAGCCCAAGGAGGAAGAAUGGGAGAAGCCCAAGGAUGCUGCGGGGCUGGAGUGCAAGCCUCGGCCGUUGCACAAGACCUGCUCCCUCUUCAUGCGGAACAUUGCGCCCAAUAUCUCCCGGGCUGAGAUCAUCUCCCUUUGUAAAAGGUACCCAGGCUUUAUGCGGGUGGCGCUCUCGGAGCCGCAGCCAGAGAGGAGGUUUUUCCGUCGUGGCUGGGUGACCUUUGACCGCAGUGUUAACAUUAAAGAAAUCUGUUGGAACCUGCAGAACAUCCGCCUCCGGGAGUGCGAGCUGAGCCCUGGUGUGAACAGGGACCUGACCCGACGUGUCCGCAACAUCAACGGCAUCACCCAGCACAAGCAGAUCGUGCGCAACGACAUCAAGCUGGCGGCCAAGCUGAUCCACACACUGGACGACAGGACCCAGCUGUGGGCCUCAGAGCCAGGGACGCCUCCCCUGCCAACGAGCCUGCCCUCGCAAAACCCGAUCUUGAAGAAUAUCACAGACUACCUGAUCGAGGAAGUCAGUGCUGAGGAGGAGGAGCUGCUGGGGAGCAGCGGGGGUGCCCCGCCUGAGGAGCCUCCUAAGGAAGGGAACCCGGCAGAGAUCAAUGUGGAGCGGGAUGAGAAGCUGAUCAAGGUCUUGGACAAGCUGCUUCUCUACCUGCGCAUCGUGCAUUCCUUGGAUUAUUACAACACCUGUGAGUACCCCAACGAGGACGAGAUGCCCAAUCGUUGUGGCAUCAUUCACGUUCGGGGGCCCAUGCCGCCCAAUCGCAUCAGUCAUGGGGAAGUGCUGGAGUGGCAGAAGACGUUUGAAGAGAAGCUCACGCCGUUGCUCAGUGUGCGGGAGUCGCUUUCAGAGGAAGAGGCCCAGAAGAUGGGCCGCAAAGACCCAGAGCAGGAAGUGGAGAAAUUCGUUACCUCCAACACGCAGGAACUGGGCAAGGAUAAGUGGCUGUGUCCUCUCAGUGGCAAGAAAUUCAAGGGUCCUGAGUUUGUGCGCAAGCAUAUCUUCAACAAGCAUGCUGAGAAGAUUGAGGAAGUGAAAAAGGAGGUGGCGUUUUUUAACAACUUCCUCACUGAUGCCAAGCGCCCAGCUCUGCCUGAGAUCAAGCCAGCCCAGCCACCUGGCCCUGCCCAGAUACUCCCCCCAGGUUUGACCCCGGGACUCCCCUACCCACACCAGACUCCCCAGGGCCUGAUGCCCUAUGGUCAGCCCCGGCCCCCGAUCUUGGGCUAUGGAGCUGGUGCUGUCCGCCCUGCAGUCCCCACAGGAGGCCCUCCAUACCCCCACGCCCCGUAUGGUGCUGGCCGAGGGAACUACGAUGCCUUCCGAGGCCAGGGAGGUUAUCCUGGGAAACCUCGCAACAGGAUGGUUCGUGGAGACCCAAGAGCCAUUGUGGAAUAUCGGGACCUGGAUGCCCCCGACGAUGUUGAUUUCUUUUGAACCGUCACCGUUCCUCGCUUCCUCACUCCUGUAUCAUCCUUUACUUGUGACUACCUGGUCCCAUCCAACUCUGAUUUUUUGUACGAUCAGCCUUACUGCCAAUAAAAGCACUUCCACAGGG